ACACGUGUGUCCAUUAUUGAGUUGAGCUAUGUCGCGUUUGGGUGUUUUGUCGCUGCUGCUUGGCUUGGCACUGGUUGCUGCCGAAUAUGACUACGAUGGCUAUCGUAUCUAUGAGCUCAGAGCGGCCAAUGCUGAGCAGGGGGAGCUGCUGUACAAGCUGAGCCAACAGGGCUACGACUUCCUCAAUCUACGUCGUUUGCUGGGACAAUCGUCACGAGUUAUUGUGAGUCCCGAUCAGUUGGAAAGCUUCGAGAAAUUGCUCUCGGAGCACCAGUUGAGUCACAGUCUAAUCAAUGAAAAUUUGGGUGCCACCAUUGCCGAGGAGUUUGCCCAGCGACAAGUGCAGCGACGUCUGUCGCCCAUCUCGGGCAAGGGCCGCCUCAGCACGGACCGCUAUUACACACACGAGGAGAUCACCAACUAUAUCAAUGACUUGGCAGAUCGUUUUCCGACCCGUGUGUUUCUCAAGACUGUUGGAUGGUCAUAUGAAAAGCGUGAGCUGAAAACUAUUACAAUAACUAAUGGCGAUCGUCGGGCCAACAAGAAGGUCAUCUUCAUGGAUGGUGGCUUCCAUGCACGUGAAUGGAUAUCUCCAGCAGCUGUACUGUAUGUCAUUGAACAGUUGGUAGAGAAGUUCGAUGAGAAUGCCGAACUGCUCAAGGACUAUGACUGGAUCGUUCUACCGGUGGUUAAUCCAGAUGGCUAUGAGUAUACGCAGACAGGAACCCUAGCUCGUUUAUUCCGUAAAACUCGGCAGCCGUAUAAGCUUCUGGGCCAGACCUGCUAUGGUGCUGAUCCCAAUCGUAACUUUGACUUUCACUGGAAUGAGGAGGGCGCUUCAUCGAAUCCCUGCUCUGAUACAUUUGCUGGGCCGCAGCCUUUCUCGGAGCCAGAGACGCAGGUGGUGCGUGAUAUAUUGCACACGUAUGCGGAUCGAGGCAUUAUGUAUUUGACAAUUCACUCCUAUGGCAACUACUUACUCUAUCCAUGGGGAUGGACUUCAGAAUUGCCUGAAACUUGGCAGGAUCUUGACGAUGUGGCUCGUGCUGGCGGUGAUGCCAUAAAGGAAGCGACUGGAACUGAUUACGCGGUGGGCAGCUCUACCAAUGUGCUAUAUAUAGCUGCUGGUGCUAGCGAUGAUUAUGCCUUCUAUGCUGGCUUCAAUAUUUCCAUUACCAUGGAGUUGUCUGGAGGUGGCAUAACAGGAUUUGAUCCUCCUGCCAGCAAAAUUGACGAGUUCGUAACGGAGACAUGGAUUGGCAUUCGUGCCAUGGCCGAAAAGGUUAUUGAAAAGUACUAAAUAUAAUCGAAAAUUUUGGAAUAAGCCCAGUUA
Messenger RNA from Drosophila arizonae, 1333 nucleotides. RefSeq names its product carboxypeptidase B1-like. NCBI's taxonomy places the organism in Eukaryota, Metazoa, Arthropoda, Insecta, Diptera, Drosophilidae. The record is from RefSeq and is a predicted model, not a curated record. Gene Ontology annotation, molecular function: metallocarboxypeptidase activity; zinc ion binding. Gene Ontology annotation, biological process: proteolysis.